AGAAAAAUCAAACGACAAGAUUAAACUAAACCCUUCCAUUGCUAUGUUAUUGCUGUGUUAGGGUUUAACAUUAUCUUCUUCUUCAUUCUCGUUCUCUCCUUGGAACAAUGGCCGAUACGAGCUCCGUCGACGCCUCUCUGUGGUGGGACUCAUUCACUCUCUUCCUCACUGAGCUUGAAAAUUCCUCUUUGUCAUCAGAUCUCCCACCAAAUUUGGCGAAAAAGUUGAAGGACAACCAUGCUUGGUUCGUGGACACACUUUCGCGCUUCAAACCGCCCAAUCAGAAAUCCAAGGAAGCUUUGAAUUCGAAGAUGUUGAAAAUUGGAUCUUACCAGUUGACUAUUCAACCUCAUCUGAAAGAUAAAGCGUUGCGGAUUAGUUCCUGCCUGCUACUAGAUGAGGUUCAAUCAUACAUUCUUGUUGAAAGGUCCUUCAAAUAUAACAAUGCUGCUACUGAUUCCAUGGCUCCGGAGUUUCUUCACAUGAUGUUAAUUCAAUAUUACAAGGAGCGGCAGUGCUUGCUGAAGUGCAUCAGGUGGAUUCUCAUGCAUGCUAUACAUAUUGGUCCUAUGUCUGAAGACAAUAUUGUGAAGGAAGAGGCAAGGAAGCUGUUUCAUGAUGGACUGGAAAGUAAAUUAAUAUCAUUGUUUGACAAUCUUUUGUCUUGUAGUUAUCCAGAGCAAAUGGAUGUUGAUCUUUUUACUCUGUGGGCUGAGGAGACUCUAAUUGAAGACAACUUGGUUUUAGACAUCCUUUUCCUGGCAUAUUAUGACCCGUUUUGUACCUGUAGUGGUGAAAUAUGGAAGAAGUUUGGCACUCUUUACAAGGGGAUCUUAGCUUGUGAUUAUAACUUGGGAAAGCUGGCAAUUACUACAGAAGCACAACAGUUGUCUUAUCAUGCCAAAGUUCAGCUGCUGCUUAUUUUGAUAGAAACCCUGAACUUGGAGAAUGUUUUUCAAAUGGUUCAUGAUGAAAUACCUUACAGGAAAGGCGUGUCUACUUUUUCUGUGACUGAUGUCCUAGAGAUGGAUGCACUAAUUUCUACUUUCAAUGCUUUUGAAAUGAAUGAAGCUGGUCCUCUAGUUCUAGCAUGGGCAGUAUUUCUUUAUCUACUCUUGACACUUCCGGAGAAAGAUGAAAGCAAUGAGUUAAUGGAGAUUGAUCACAUUGGUUAUGUUCGUCAAGCCUUUGAGGCUGGAUCCUUGCAUUAUUGUCUUGAAAUUCUUCAAUGUGACAUUUUGAAGGAUUACGAUGGUCCAGUGUCUGGAUAUCGCAGUGUUUUGAGGACAUUCAUAUCUGCAUUUAUUGCAUCUUAUGAAAUCAAUCUUCAGCCAGAUGACAGCACCUCCACUUUGAUACUGGAUAUUCUUUGCAAGAUUUACCGUGGAGAGGAAUCACUUUGUAUUCAGUUUUGGGACAAGGAAAGCUUUAUUGAUGGUCCAAUUCGGUGUCUCUUAUGCAACCUAGAGAGUGAAUUCCCUUUCAGGACAGUUGAACUUGUACGACUCCUGUCAUCCCUUUGCGAUGGAACUUGGCCUGCAGAGUGUGUGUAUAACUUUCUAGAUAGGUCUGUUGGUAUGUCAUCCUUGUUCGACAUUAAUAGUGAUUCACAGGUAGCUGAUGUCUCUCAUGUAGUUGAGGCACCACAGGCAGUGCAAGUUCCUGGGGUUGAAGGUUUCUUUAUCCCAGCUGGAACUUGUGGGCGUGUCUUGAAAGUUGUUGGAGAGAAUACUGCCCUUGUACGAUGGGAGGAUUCACCCUCUGGAAUGUUUGUGUUGCUCCUACGUUUGGCUCAAGGGAUGUAUUUGAAUAGCAAGGAGGAAGUUGCUUUCACUCUUGACCUGCUUAGUAGAUUGGUGUCCUUUAACACCGGUGUUUGCUUUGCUGUUAUGGACAUUAGCAACUCUGUGCAACUUCAUGCUGUUGGCUUGAUGAAUGAGCAGGUUGAAAAGAAUGUCUGGGUGGUUGAGAUAAUUUGCAAUCUAGUAAAAAAUCUGUCUCUGAAUUCCUGUGGUGCUGCACUUAUGUCAAUGGGUGUCAAAAUCUUGGGGAUUAUGUUGAUUUGUUCUCCAUCUAAUGUUGCAGCAGUCACUCUAAAUGCAAAUCUAUUUGAUAUCUCUUUGCAGACAACUGUGUUCACUAUAGGCAGUAAUGGGUUGUCAAGUGGGUCAUGGUUGCUUUCUUGCAAACUGGCUAGGAUGCUUUUAAUUGACUGUGAGCAAAACAGUAAUGACUGCCCCUUGGCAAUAUCAGUACUGGACUUCACCAUACAGCUUGUAGAAACAGGAGUAGAGCAUGAUGCUCUCCUGGCAUUGAUCAUUUUCUCUUUGCAAUACGUUCUAGUUAAUCAUGAGUAUUGGAAGUACAAGACGAAGCAUAUUAGAUGGAAAAUAACAUUGAAGGUUCUUGAGUUGAUGAAAAAAUGCAUUGUAUCAAUGCCUUAUUAUGGAAAGUUGGGUGAGAUCAUACGCAAUGUGUUGUUCUCUGAUUCUUCCAUUCAUAACACGCUUUUCCAAAUUGUUUGCACUACUGCAAAUGCUCUAGAGAAAUUCCAUGUAAGCCGCUUCUUUGAUCCAAUGGAAAUUGAAGGGUUACAGCUUGCUGUAGGUUCUGUUUUAGAUAUUCUUUCAGUCAUGUUGACCAAACUUUCGAAGGAUACUUCAUCCAGCUUCCCUGUUUUUCUCCAAGCUGUGUUCUCAUGCACGACCAAACCAGUUCCUGUUGUCACUUCUGUUAUGUCCUUAAUUUCAUACUUCCGAGAUCCUGCCAUCCAAUUUGGUGCUGUCAGGUUUAUUUCAAUGUUAUUUGCCAUAGCAGAUUGUAUUCAACCAGUUGCAUCUGGAAUCACAUGCUAUGCUCCAGAUAAUGAGGAGAUAAUGGAUUUGAGGUACUCUCUGAGCUACAUAUUACUGGAGCAACCAAUAUCAAAUGAAGAUCUCUUUGUUGCAAUAGUUAAUCUGUUUAUCUCUGCUGCACAAUACCAACCUUCUUUUAUUGUUGCUAUCUUUGCUCCAGAGGAGAACAAUGAAGACCACUUGAGCAAUGGUGAUGCAAAGCUGAAAAAAAAUGAAACUCCUCUCGUACCAUUAACUUCUAAAAGAUCAAAUCUUGUAGAUGCCCUUAUGCACUAUAUUGAAAGGGCAGAUGUUCUUAUCAAGAGCAAUCCUCGCAUACUUCUUUGUGUACUUAACUUCAUGAUAGCCUUAUGGCAAGGGGCUCCCCAGUAUGCCAAUCUUUUGGAGUCUCUAAGAAGCCAUGGAGAGUUCUGGAAACACUUAGCCAAUGCAAUCUCAAAUAUUGCGAGCAGUGAAAUUCCCCUGCUCGAGAAUUUGAAAGAAGAAGAUGCUUUAAAUCUGGCAUACAGUUUUCAUUGUCAAUCUGCCAUACUAGGAAUCAUGGCAUAUGAAUUAUUCUUGCAGAAAAAGUUGUUGCAUGCAGAGUCUCUUGUUAAGGAUGCAGCUGAAUCUAAGGAUAAGGAGCAAAAGGCCACAAAAGCUGAAAAAUCUAAAGUCACAGAUCUUCAUGAUCUGAAGGAAAUCUUGUUCUCAUGGUUCAAAGACUCUGUUUUAGAAAAACUAAUCAAAUCAUAUGCUUCUUGUGGAUAUAAUAAUGAUAUAUAUUAUGGUGCAAAGGUUGCCACGGGAUUAUUCUCUGUUCAUGCGAUGAUGAAAUUAGCAGUUUGCGAUUCUGGAAGUUUAUCUGUAUUAUUGCUUCAGAAGAUUCAUGAAAUUCUGAUGAAGUUGAGCAUUCAUCCUGCUUUCACUGAGUUGCUAUCUCAGUAUUCACAACGUGGUUACAGUGAGGGGAAGGAGCUAAAGAAAUUGAUACUUAGUGAUCUCUAUUAUCAUUUGCAAGGAGAGCUUGAAGGGAGAAAAAUUGGGAUUGGACCAUUCAAAGAGUUAUCUGCGUAUCUUGUUGAGUCAAAUUUUUUGGGAAACUAUCAACAUCAGUUCAAUGAAGAUUCUUUUACAAAGAAUGUCUUUACAAAGAAUUUGUACUUGUUUGACCUUGAACACUUGCAAGCAGAUUUGAGAUUAGAUGUGUGGGAUUGUUCUAACUGGAGAGCAUCCAAGGAGAUUGCAGAGACCAUGUUGCGUUUCCUGCAAGAUGCAAACUCAGUGAUGUUGCUUUCAAGUUCAAAGCUUUCUGCAUUAAAAGGACUGAUAGCUGUGUUGGCUGUCUACCAUGAUGAUUCAAUAGGGAGGCCUACUACUGGACAGAAGAUCCCAGAUGAACUCAUAUUGACUUACAUAGAUAAUUUAUGCCAAUCUUUCCUUGCUACCAUUGAGACAUUGUCACCUGUUCUAGAUGCCUCUGAGGAUAUUCUCAAUUUUCUUGCAUGUCAUGUAGAAUUACUCCUCCAGUUGACAAAAACUGUCUGCAAAAGCCUCUCCUUACGUGUAUCUCUACUAGUUUUAAAAUGUGCAAGCUCAGGUCUUAAACUAUUGAGUGAACUUAAGCCGGUACCUUCUGAGGCUAAUGUGAUCAUGAAACUUCUACUCACAUUGCUGCUUUUGGUACUACAGUUCAACUCCCUCAAUGCACAUUCAGGUGGGGCAAUAGAUGAGAGUUCUGGUGAGGACUACUCAAAGGUUUCAAAUGCAACCCUAGGACUACUACCAAUUCUUUGCAACUGCAUUGCGACUUCUGAGCAUUGCAUGCUGUCCCUGUCAGUUAUGGAUUUGAUAUUGAGAAGUUUCUUGACGCCCAGGACUUGGUUGCCUUUGCUGCAGAAUCAUAUCCAACUUCCACUUGUUAUGCUUAAACUCCAUGAUAAAAAUUCCCCCUCCAUUCCAAUAAUAAUGAAGUUCUUUUUGACCCUUGCACGGGUUAGAGGAGGUGCGGAGAUGCUUUAUUCUUCUGGCUUCUUGUCAUCUAUGAGAGUGCUAUUUGCUGAAUCUGGUGAGGAUUUCUCAAGAAUUGGAAGUGAGAAUCUGGGCAGCUCAGGUGAAAUGUUCAAAACACCUCAAGACAUUUGGGGGCUUGGAUUAGCUGUGAUUACUGCUAUGGUUAAAUCCUUGGGAGACAAUUCUUAUGGCACUGCUGUUGUGGACAGCAUGAUACCAUACUUCUUUUCAGAGAAGGCUCAUCUUAUUUUUUAUUCUCUAAAUGCCCCCGACUUACCUUCUGACGAUCAUGACAAUAAAAGACCUCGGGCACAGAGGGCAUGGAUUUCUUUUUCUACCCUUAAAGAAACAGAACAUACUUUGAUGCUCAUGUGUGAGCUUGCAAAACAUUGGCAUUCAUGGAUUACGGCAAUAAGAAAUGUGGAUAAACAACUAAGAGAGAAGUGUAUCCAUCUUUUAGCCUUCAUUAGCAGGGGAACUCAACGCCUUGGUGAAUUGUCAAGCAGGAAUGCCCCUCUUUUGUGUCCACCUACUAUGAAAGAGGAUUUUGAAAUUUGCUUAAAACCUGCAUAUGUCAAUAGCAGAAAUGGAUGGUUUGCUCUUUCACCACUUGGAUGUGUGCCAAAACCAAAGAUAUCCUCUUUCUCAACUGCAUUAUCUAUCUAUGGUCAAGCAACUGAGAGUACUGAUCCUGUUCCAAAAACAUGCUUCUCUGACACUGUUGCUGUGCAGGUAUAUAGAAUAGCAUUUCUUCUUUUAAAGUUUCUCUGUUUACAAACUGAGGGUGCUGCUAAAAGGGCUGAGGAGGUUGGGUUUGUUGAUCUUGCACAUUUUCCUGAGCUUCCGAUGCCAGAAAUCUUGCAUGGACUGCAGGAUCAAGCGAUUGCCAUUAUUACGGAGCUCUGUCAAGCCAACAAAUUGAGGGUCUCCCCAGAAACACAGAAUGUUUGCCACUUAUUAUUGCAAAUACUUGAAAUGGCCUUGCACUUGGAACUUUGUGUUCUACAAAUUUGUGGCAUAAGACCUGUAUUAGGGCGGGUGGAGGAUUUUUCUAAGGAAGCCAAAUCUUUAUUUAGUGCAUUGGAGGGUCAUGCUUUGCUAAAAGCAUCCAGCAAGUCUCUAAAACAAAUGAUAUCAUGUGUCUAUCCUGGAUUGCUGGAAGCAGAGAAUUUCAUAUAAGAUCUGGCGUAGACAAAAAAGCACAAUAUUAAUUGUACAGAAUUUUAUAGUGACAAUUAGUCAGCUUUCUUCCUCCACUCUAUGUUGCUAGAUAUUUCUUCUGUUGAUAUAAUUGUGGAUUUUUUCCUGACCGUUCUUGAUGCUUCUUCGUAUUUAUAUCUAUCUUUUUUAGGAGAAAAGGUUGUCACCACUCAUCAGCGAGCGGAUAAUUCAUGGGUAGUAUGUUGCAUAGUUGUCGGUGGAAAAUGAAUUCUUUCAGGAGGGCCCUGCUCCGUGCCACGGUGAGUCGGUGACAGUGAUUAUGACCUACGUGUCUUGGUUCCCCUUGAGCAUGACCUAAUUCAAAAGGUAGAUAAGUUUGACCCAAUUUGUAAAGGAGGUCAAAUACUUGAUUUUAACCAUAGUUCAAAAUUAGUGGUCAAAGGACUUUCAUGCAAGUGGAAUCGUACUUAACUAGCCAUUUGGCAAAACCUAUAGGUCUAUUGUUGUUAUUUAAGAGUUGUGUAAAAUAGAGUAUAUCAGAUUAAUUUCUGUAAGUUUGGCUACUGAACCGACAUGGUAGGUGCAGUCGUUACUUAAAAAGUUAAAACGGUGAUUACCCCU
Abrus precatorius (Indian licorice) is the source of this 6629-nucleotide messenger RNA. RefSeq lists its product as uncharacterized. Gene Ontology annotation, molecular function: structural constituent of nuclear pore. Lineage: Eukaryota; Viridiplantae; Streptophyta; Magnoliopsida; Fabales; Fabaceae. The record is from RefSeq and is a predicted model, not a curated record. The coding region runs from base 108 to 6026 and encodes 1972 amino acids. Gene Ontology annotation, cellular component: nuclear pore inner ring. The transcript has 32 exons. Gene Ontology annotation, biological process: protein import into nucleus; RNA export from nucleus.